Molecule: messenger RNA, 3203 nt
Organism: Rana temporaria (common frog)
Lineage: Eukaryota; Metazoa; Chordata; Amphibia; Anura; Ranidae
Gene: SHOX
Product: short stature homeobox
Exons: 5
Coding region: 198-1073 (291 amino acids)
Biological process (GO): regulation of transcription by RNA polymerase II
Cellular component (GO): nucleus
Molecular function (GO): sequence-specific double-stranded DNA binding; DNA-binding transcription factor activity, RNA polymerase II-specific
Source: RefSeq, a predicted model, not a curated record
AUAAAUAGUGUGAUCUCAAAUUGAAAGGCAUAAAUAACAGCAGGAGUGAUCUAACCCUAUGCAGUUCAUCCUCGUCGUGAAAAAAAAAAAAAAAGGGAAGGAGAAACAAUAAAAAGCUUCCAGGGGACGUGUAGAUCUCCUACUGAAAAAAACGAGUGGAUCUCUGUGGGUAGGUGCUACAAGAUCACAGGGCAGCCAUGGAAGAACUUACAGCUUUUGUAUCGAAAUCUUUUGACCAAAAAAGCAAGGAGAGCAGCGGCGGUGGCAACAGCAAGAAGGAGACCAUCACCUACAGGGAAGUUUUGGAGACGGGCUUGGCUCGGGCCAGGGAGCUGGGGAACUCUGAUAGCAACCUCCAGGACAUUACAGAGAACAGCAAUCACUGCCCGCUCCAUCUCUACAAAGAGCACACAGACAUUGACAAGGACAAGCUCAAAGAUUACAGCACCAGCAGGAUUUCUGAAGGCAUCUAUGAGUGCAAAGACAAGAGGGACGAUGUGAAAUCCGAGGAUGAGGAUGGGCAAACCAAGCUGAAACAGAGGAGAAGCAGGACGAAUUUUACAUUGGAGCAGUUAAAUGAACUUGAAAGACUGUUUGAUGAGACUCACUACCCUGAUGCUUUUAUGAGGGAAGAACUGAGCCAAAGGCUGGGACUCUCUGAGGCCAGGGUGCAGGUAUGGUUUCAGAACCGAAGAGCAAAAUGCAGAAAACAAGAAAACCAAAUGCAUAAAGGUGGGUAUGGUGUGAUUCUGGGAACAGCGAGUCAUUUAGAAACAUGUAGGGUUGCACCAUAUGUGAACAUGGGAGCGUUGAGGAUGCCUUUCCAACAGGUCCAAGCUCAGUUACAGUUAGAAGGUGUAGCUCACGCACAUCCCCAUCUUCAUCCACAUCUGGCCCACGCUCCCUAUCUGAUGUUUCCUCCUCCCCCCUUUGGACUUCCAAUUGCAUCAUUGGCAGACACAGCCUCUGCAGCAGCUGUGGUUGCAGCAGCUGCUAAAAGCAACAGCAAAAACUCCAGUAUUGCUGACUUGCGACUCAAAGCCAGGAAACAUGCAGAGGCUUUGGGACUUUGACAAUUCAGCCAUUGGCUAAACAUUAACUGACUUUUUGAUUCUCUUCUCUGCCAUUAUAUGACUCUUCAGAUGCCAAAUGGGUUGGUAAAAAUACUUUGCAAGUAUACUAGAACAAUUAAAGGGCCUAUACCUGCCUCUGUAGAAGAUCAACAAGGAUUAUUUAUCAAAGGCAUCAUUUGGUUUAGUUAAUUAAACUCACAAUAAGCUUGAAUGAAAUAUCAUGAAAUUUGAACAAUGUUUGAAACCACAGUGAUUCUGAAGCUGGAGACAGAUGGAGAAAGAUAAGAACAUAGCCUUACAUAAUUUGGACAAUUGUGGAAUUUUGAAGAGGAAUGGAAAACAAAGAUUUUUUUUCUUUACCCUUGACAAAAAAAGGAACUUGAGCAUUACACCAUUGGCUGCUUUCAGUUUCUCUUCUGCAUGUUUCUGAGGAAAACAACAUGGAAAAUUCAUAUACAUAGAUCAAUAUAUUGUAGAUAACAAAUCACUGGGGCUGGUCUCCAUUAAAAAUGGCAUCUCUUUGUUGCCAAUGAUAUUACUUACUUCCAUACAUUUCUUCCUUUGUAGACACAGUCUCCUGGAUAUACAUGGAGUUUUGGAUAUAGAGAAAGCAAGAAUAACCAUUCAUUAUGUGCAGCAGCCUGCUCACAAAAAUAGGCAGCAAUAAUUUAUUUUCUUUUUUUCCAAAGAUCACAUUUGGAAAAAAAUAUAUACAUUACACCAAUUGUUGGUGCUUUCAAUACCUGAAAAUAAAAAUACCUAAUAAUUACCACAAAGACAUUAUACUUUUUAAUAUAAUGCAGUAUCAUGUGCUCUGUGCCAUUUACCUUUAAUCUGUCACCAUGUCCAAAAUUCAGAAAUAAUUUGAUUUGGAAAUCCCGGAGGUAUUUAUUGUAAGGAGGAAGAAGAUGGAAUGGUGGUGUCAGAAAGUAAUAUUAAUACAGAAUUAAUGUUAGUAAGAUGCAAUUAAAGUGCAGUAAAGUGCAAUACUGUAAAUAGUAUAGGUUUACGAAAUGAAAUCUUGAGAUAUCAAUAAUUAAAUUUGCCUUCACCUACGCUAAGCCUUUGAGGCUUAAAUUGGGUGUUGCAGUUAAUUUGCCAAAUGAGUAUAUUCCAUGAGAAUGUAUAAAAUAAUAUUGUCUUCUUCCUUGAAUGAAGAAAGUUGUUAUGGUUGUUAAUAGUCCGUGUGCCAUAUUUUAAUGAAAUCAGCUGAAAAUCUGGCAUGGUGGUUUUAGUAUUGAUUUGCCAUUUUUAAUACACAAUUUCAAUUGGACACAUCUAUGAUCAGGGCAUUGUCGACUGGUUGACGUAUACAUCAAAAAAGUAAAUAUUCAUAUUAAAAUAGAUACCAAAGUGUUCGCUUUUUUAUUUUAUUGCAAAUUCCUUCUGCCUAAGCAACUUGGAUAACAUGCAUACAAUUUCCUGUUUACCUCUACAAGAAAACAUAAAUAUUUCAUCAUUUUAGUUUGGCAUUUGUGUUAGGUACAUCCAAGACAGGCAAACCUUUCUGUUUCUUUGUAAAGAUGUAAGUGGAUGUUUUAUUUAUUAUUUUGUUUGAAAUUUUAUAAAUGUGUAAUAUUUUAAAUAUGUUGAGUGUAAAUUUGACAAUGCUUUGCAUUUAUUUUUAUAUUUUGGAAUUUUGUUGCUUUUGCAAAAUGUUGUAGGCAUUUAGCCUAAAGUUUUUUUUGGCAUUGGCUUUACCCACACAAAUGUAGCCCUUUUGAUUGUAGCCUGGAGACAUAGCCAUGUGUGAUAAAUAAAGCACUUUUGUAUAGGGCAUGUUACAUUCUGGCAUGAUCUGCAAAAUCCUCUCUUGCUAUAAUUUCUUAGCAUCAUGUCAACUAGUACAAUUAGUUGGGCUGCAUAUAUACAUUUUGUAUGUCUGGAUAAUCAGACAUUUCAGGGAUUGUAGAUAGGAAGAUUUCAAGCCUGUCAAAAAGCAAACUGGUCUUAAAAUCUGUCAUACUGCAUCAUUUUACAUUUCCAUAUCCAAGCUUCAAUACCAGCAUGCUUCAACACCGAUUCACUAAAUCAUUUUAUGUUCAGUUUGAGAGUGUAUUUUGGUAAAUCACAAGGUAUGAAUGUACAUCUCAAACACGUGGAAUAUUAAUAAACUUAUAAAUAUUUGCA